AAGGGGACGGUGACGCUCGUCGGCGCGGGCCCCGGCGACCCGGAGCUCCUCACGGUCGCGGCCCUGCGCCUGAUCAGCGACCCGGAGGCGCUCGUCGUCGCGGACCGCCUCGUGUCGCCGGAGAUCCGGAGUCUCGUGCAGGGCGAGCUCCGCGUCGCGGGCAAGGCGCCCGGCUGCGCGGAGAAGGCGCAGCGCGAGAUCUACGACUGGUGCGUCGAGGGCGUCAACGAGGGCCGCCGGGUCAUCCGGCUCAAGAUCGGCGACCCCUUCGUCUUCGGCCGCGGCGGCGAGGAGAUCCUCGAGUUCCGGGAGACGCUUGGCCUCGAGGCCGAGGUCGUGCCCGGCGUGUCGAGCUGCCUCGCGGCGCCGCUCGCGGCGGGCGUGCCCGUGACGCACCGCGGCGCCGCGCACCAGCUCGUCGUCUCCACGGGCUACGGCCGCGACGGCUCGUCGCCGGAGCUCCCCUACUACGACGAGAACCGCACCGUCGUGCUCCUCAUGGCCGUCGGCCGCCUGGGCAAGAUCGUCGCCAACUGCCUCGAGGCCCAGGGCUUCCCCCGCGACUGCCCGGCCCUCGUCGUCGAGCAGGCGUCGAGCCCGCGGCAGCGGACCGUCGUCGGCGACUUGUCGGACAUCGCGGACCUCGUGCUCGAGCACGACAUCAAGGCGCCGGCGACGGUCGUCUUCGGCGCCGCGGCG
Messenger RNA from Aureococcus anophagefferens, 699 nucleotides. RefSeq lists its product as hypothetical. NCBI's taxonomy places the organism in Eukaryota, Pelagophyceae, Pelagomonadales, Pelagomonadaceae. Gene Ontology annotation, molecular function: uroporphyrin-III C-methyltransferase activity. The transcript has a single exon. The record is from RefSeq and is a predicted model, not a curated record. The annotation marks the transcript as partial. Gene Ontology annotation, biological process: siroheme biosynthetic process.